Macroventuria anomochaeta is the source of this 913-nucleotide messenger RNA. Its product is annotated as trimethylguanosine synthase. Lineage: Eukaryota; Fungi; Ascomycota; Dothideomycetes; Pleosporales; Didymellaceae. Gene Ontology annotation, biological process: 7-methylguanosine cap hypermethylation; 7-methylguanosine RNA capping. The record is from RefSeq and is a predicted model, not a curated record. The transcript has 5 exons. Gene Ontology annotation, cellular component: nucleus. The coding region runs from base 131 to 850 and encodes 239 amino acids. Gene Ontology annotation, molecular function: RNA cap trimethylguanosine synthase activity.
CGAAACUUUUAUAUCCAGGGCACCCGUUUGCAGUCUCUUAACGUCUUUGGCACUACUUAUUUCGAUUACCUUGUGUCCAGAGCUUAGUGUAGACACCUGACCUAUAAAGAAGGGCAUUUGCCCAAGCAGAAUGGAGGAGGUACCAGAUGGCAUCCAUCAAUGGUUGAGCGUUGAUCAGUUUCCUGGACACCUGCAAAAAUAUUGGUUUCAACGCUUCAAGAUCUGGGAUAAAUACGACAAAGGCAUCUGGAUGACAGAAGAUGCAUGGUUUGGUGUCACUCCGGAGCCCAUAGCGAACAAGAUCGCAGCGCAUAUAGCAGAGUCAGCACCAAAAGAGAAGACCGUGAUCAUCGAUGCAUUCGCAGGCGUAGGUGGCAACGCAAUCGCGCUGGCUCGCUCAGGUCGCUGGGAGCGGGUUUUCGCCAUCGAGAAAGAUCCUAAGACGCUGAAGUGUGCGAAGCACAACGCAGAGAUCUACGGUGUUGCAAACAAGAUCUUCUGGCUAGCUGGUGACUGCUUCGAGGCCAUGAGCAGAUUUGCAGGACAAAAAAACACUGUCAUCUUCGCCAGUCCACCGUGGGGAGGUACCAGUUAUGGCGAGGAUGAUGUGUUCGAUCUGACCAAGAUGGAGCCAUACAACCUCGAUAAGCUAUACAAGAGCUUCACAAAAAUCAGCAAAGAGCUUGUUCUGUAUUUGCCUCGAAACUCAGACUUGAAUCAAAUCGCAAAAUAUGUGCCCGAAGGGCAAAAGCUAGAGGUAGCACAUUACACCAUCAUGGCUGCCAGCAAGGCAUUAUGCGCCUACUUCGGGGACUUCAACUUCGACGUUGCAGAGGAGGAAGAGGAGUAAUCUUCUGCCCAAUAAACGAACGGACGAUCCUUAGCGGAUCCAUGUAUAAUAACAUCUGGGAUG